AUGAGCGGAUAGUAAAGUAUCAUGAAAUUUUUCGGGAGUAAAAAUAAUACUCCAGCACCUUUACCUAAACAAAGCCCAAUUAAAGGUGUCAUUUAGUAUUAAUAAUAAAAUAUAGAGUUAAUAACUGAAUCAAAGAAAAGAGGGCAUUCAGAAUUGGAGAGCUUGAGCAGUACAAAGGCAGAGAUUAAAACAGAAACUAAAAAAAGAGUAAAUACUGUGGAAAAAUUAAAAAAAAAUAAUAUUGAAGAGGAAAAGACAUAAGUUUCUGAAACAACAACUAAAGCAAGCAACUUCAGUUCAAUUGGUGAAGUCAAAAAGGCGCCAGAAAUUGUAAUUAUAGUAAAAGUUUUAAUCAAUUAGGAAUAGGAAAUAGUUGGCGAUUGUUUAUCAAAUUAUGAAAACUUUAUUGGUGAGUUGGGUGAUUGGUAAACUCCUCUAUAAAGUUAUCUUAAAGGAUCUGGAUUCAAGCAACUCUAUAAGUUUGUUGAGUCAGAGUAUAAGAGUUAGACUAUAUAUCCUCCAAAGGAAUUAAUAUUUAAUGCUUUCAAACAUGUUUCUUUUGAGGAUCUUAAAGUUGUGAUUGUAGGUUAGGAUCCCUAUAUUAAUCUAGGUGAAGCAAUGGGACUGUGUUUUUCUAUUCCAAAGGGAGUCAAAGUGCCACCUAGUUUGAGGAAUAUUUACAAGGCUCUUGAUAAUGAUAAGUAGGUUCAGUUUAAGUUCCCAAAUCCAAUUCAUGGGGAUUUGACUAAUUGGCCAAAAUAAGGAGUACUUCUUCUUAAUGCAAUUCUGACAGUGAGGGAGGGUGUCUCUAACUCUCACCAAAAGAAAGGCUGGGAGUAAUUCACUGAUAAUGUAAUAAAUGUUAUCAAUCAGAAAAAAGAAGGAGUAGUCUUCAUGCUAUGGGGCUCAAAAGCUUAAGAGAAAGCUAAAUCUGUUAGUGCAUCAAAACAUUUGAUUUUGAAAUAUGCUCAUCCUUCACCGUUAGCUGGAGCAGGAUUUCCUAAUUGCCCUCAUUUCUCGUAAGCAAACGAAUACUUAACAAGCAAGGGAAAGUAACCUAUAAAUUGGCAAGUAUGA
This is a messenger RNA of Stylonychia lemnae, 1077 nucleotides long. NCBI's taxonomy places the organism in Eukaryota, Ciliophora, Spirotrichea, Sporadotrichida, Oxytrichidae. The record is from the annotation of a GenBank genome assembly.